GAGUGCGGGGCUUCCGCGGCUGCGGGCCCGUUGGCCAUGGCGGCUGCGCACCGUGCGGCGCGGCUGGCCGCCUCCUGCCUCCGCACCCCGCUGGACCCGCGCACACGGGCCCCCGCCGCGCUCUACGAGCGGGGACCGCCGCCCGCCGCCGCGCAGGAUGGUUUGGAUUUGGAUUCAAAUACGGACAGAGAGCAGACCCUUUCUCUAAAUGGGGACUCUGAUGAUUGGAUAGACUUUUCCAAAAUGUGCAAUUCAAAUGAAGAAUAUUACUUGAAGCUAGAAGAGUUGAAGAAUGCCCACUUGGAGACCAUGGCAAAAUUAGAAAGUAUGUAUCGGAAUAAACUGUAUUUAAAAGGAGUACAACACUUGGAGAAGAAAAAUGCUGCUUCUAAUACAUGUUGUAGGCCGACUUGGGAGAAGAGCUCAUAUCAGCCUCUAAAUUUGCACAAAUCCUUUUCAGACUCUGACUUAAGUGAUCUCUCAGGCUCAAGUAUAUCUGAUGGGUCUGACAGAGAAUUAGCGUUUGAAGAAAAUGGUAGUGAAACCGGAUCGUCUGCAUUUGCUAAGGAACGGAUUGAGAAAAUGUGGGACGGGUUCAGUGUGGAAGACUACAUCUCCCGCACCAAGCCCAGCUCCUUACCCAGGUCACCAGCCUUCAGAACAGCACGGAAGAAACAGAAAGCAUGGUCACCAAAAGUUACUGUGCCUAAGCCCUUCCAGAUGACUAUUAGAGAAGCUAGAAAAAAAGAACAGAAUCUCAAAUCAAAGUCACAGAUUGAAUUGGAAAAUAACUUAUUGAAGAAGCAACUAGAGGAAGAAGCAGAGUGUCAGAAAAAAUUCCGAGCCAAUCCAGUGCCUGCUGCUGUCUUCCUUCCUCUCUACCGUGAAAUCGUGCAACGAAACGAGGAACGCAGGAGGUCUGUGAAAGAGAGAAGCAGGCUCAAGCUCUUGGCUUCUCAGAAGCCAUUUAAAUUCAUAGAACGAGAGAAGCAAAGGAAUGAAAUUAGGAAAAUGCAAUUACGAGACCUUUCCACACCUGAAAAGAAAAGAAAACAGUUCAAAGCAAAACCAGUUCCUAAAUGUGUUUAUAGCCCAGCUGUUACUGACAAGCUAAAGGAGGAGGAGCUCUACAGAGAGAUCAGGAUCAGGAUGAGAGCUGAAGAGUUGCUACGUAAUUCAUCUCUUCCCAACAGCAGACUGGCUUUAAAAGAUACCAAUAAAAAGAAGAAACACAAAUGCGUUGAACCAAAGCAAACAGAACAUAAACCCAAGAUCAAAUCAAAUGUACCAGAUUUUGAGCUACUACACCAGAAAUUUCAGAAACAGCUCCUGCAACAAAAACAAGUGAAACACCUUACAGUCUGUGAACCUUUCGAUCUUCGCACUCCACGUAUUCCCUCAAACAAGGGGAAGAUUUUGAAGGACAUUCAAGAGGAUGAAGAAAAGUUGAAAGAAACGCGUUGGCCAUAUACCUCUCCAAGACGUAAACCUCAAAUGAGACAUUCAAGGGCAAACUCACAUCUCUCAGAAUUUGGAGAGUCUAAAUCGCCAAAAAUCACAGAAUCCACAAGGCGACGGUUACAAGCCAUAAGGAAUUAUGAGAAGCAGAGAAUGCAAGAAUAUUUGCAAGAGUUGCAAGAAAUGGAAGAAAGAGUAAAUCAAAGGCCAUUGCUUUUUGAAAGAGUCACUCAGAAAAAUGCCAGAAUAGCUGCAGAAAAGCAUUAUUCUAACAGACUGAGAGCGCUGGGGAUAUGCCCAGAGUUUGUUUCAAAGAAAGGACAAACAACUAAGUUGCUACAAUACUUCAGUCUUGAAGAUUUUACUAACUCCACUGAUGCCAGAGAAAGAGUCAGCAAGGAUAAAGUGAAAGAAAGGGAAUCCUUUGAGGAAGCAGCUGACAGUAGUUCUCCAUCUGAGCAGUCCUGUGAGGAGGAAGAGGGAGAGAAGAGAAAAGGAGUCAAAGCCUCCACCUGGGACGGCCAGUCCAGCGAGCUGGAGGAUGAGGAAGAGGCAAGAGCCAGCCCUCGUGUUCAUCAGCCUUGUCAUGCAGGGGAGACUGGGGCAAGCCCCACCUCAGACCAGCGCCGUGAAGAGGAUGAGGAAGCAAAGGCAGGCCUGUCACUUGGCCAUUCCCAGGAGGAGGACGAAGAGGAGGAUGAUGAUCAGUCAAGACCCAGCUCUCGGUCUGAGCAGUCCCAUGAGCGUGAAGAGGGUCAGUCUGACCCUGAAGCUGAGGAUGCCUUUGGAUAUGAGGAUGAAGAAUAUGAAAAUGAUGAUUCAGAAGAGAAACCUAGUGAUGAAGAAGCUGACUGAAGGGAAGGCAGACAGGAUGGCCUGGGCCUCAGGAACCUAUUUCAUUGCUGGCAGUGAAAUGAACACCAAAGAAAAAAUUGGGGUUUUGCUUCCAAUACAGAAUCUUGGGAAUCUAAAGCUUUUAGCUUAACAGUUUUUCCAGCACAGAAAUCUUGUCUGUUUUCCAGAGAGAAAGACUCAUUUACUAAUUUCCACCAAGAAAAUAAUUUAAUUUUAUAUUAAUAUGCUUUAUUCUAGUCUUCUGUGACAUAAGUGCACCUCUAUUCAUAAAAUGAACUGCGACCACCGUUUAAUAAUAAUCUCUUGCAUGCUGUGUUGGUAAGUGCUGAGGUCUUAACAUGUUUAGGUCUUUCUGUGUGCGAGCAAAGCCAGCUGAGAUUAUCAGUGCCUCCCAGUCUCAAACAUUUCAGUACCUCUGGGGUCUCUUCCUGCAGUAUCUUCUAGGAUGGCAGUGAGUAGACCAGGGUUUGUUGUGCAAGACCUCUGAUUGUUUUCAGCAGAGCAGCUGUUAGGAAGACAACUUGUGCCGUUAGACAAUAUGGCCAAAUUAAUCUGCUCGGUUUCUCCCUCCUCUUCCCGUGGGGUAUGUCUUCUGCACUCUUAAGUGAGCUGAAUUGGCUCAGUGAUGGGUCAGAUGAGUGCCAGGGCCAGAAAAGAUUACUACUUUUGGAGGAAAGAAGCUGUUAUAUCAACUCACCUACCUUGUCCAGCUGAAAUAGUAUUGCAGUCACUGAAGGCUGUCCCUGUAGAGAGGAAAAUGCCUGGAAUACACUGGGAGCAGCCACUUAAACUUUCAGAGGAAUUUUUUUAACAGUGACAGACAAGUGGGGUAGAAGACUUUCAGUAGAAGUCUAUGUUAUGCUGCAGAUCCUGUAUUACUGUCUAACCAAGCCCUAAAACUGUUCUUUCAACUCCAUUUUUUUUUUUUUUUUAAGAGCUCUUCCUGUGAUCAUGGAAAAUCAUUCUUCCUAACAUAACAACAAAUGCUGACAUUAAUCCUCAAAUUUCUUUAUUGAGGCAGUAAACAUACUGUAAAGAGGGAAUCUGACCACAUCACAUAAAAAGGUAGCCCAGCAACUCUAGGGGCAUGAAAGUGUGGAAAGAAGUGCUUUUGUUCCUUUUUUUAGACACUUGUUACUUGGGACUUCAGCUACAACACAGCAAAGAAUGCAAGUGGAAGGUUUGAAUUUGGUUGGUUGUUUUUCCUCUUUAUAUGAGUAGUAUCUUUUCCUACUAAUAGGUGCUUUCUUGCUAACCUCUCCUAUGCAACCUAGGAGAGAUAAUAAAUAAAAACCGCAUCCACGUAAUAACAGACCACAAACAAGGAUUUCAAAAAAGCUUCGUCUGGACAGAGUACAAUGCAACAUUGCACAGGGGCUCAAAACAUGUUCAUUAAAGAGUAAAUGCAUUUGUUAAAACUACCAGGUUUGCAAAAGCAUCUGCAAUGACUACUAGUAGGGAUUUUUAUUUUUUAUUGUUUUUGUCCAUGCUGCAUGGAAGAGCACUAACUGAAUCUGUUAUUUCUUCCUCCUGACUUUGAGAAAGUGUGUAAUAGUGUUGGGAAGAUUUUUUUAUCAUUAUUACUUUUUGAAUCAUGAUUUAUUUUUUAAGUGUGAGCGUAACUUAUAUGCAUUUGAAACUUUUUUUUUAUUUCAAUAAAAUAUCCCUUGUAGAUAUA
This is a messenger RNA of Calidris pugnax (ruff), 3991 nucleotides long. It is a transcript of the gene FAM161A, whose product is annotated as family with sequence similarity 161 member A. The record is from RefSeq and is a predicted model, not a curated record. The coding region runs from base 37 to 2313 and encodes 758 amino acids. Gene Ontology annotation, cellular component: ciliary basal body; photoreceptor connecting cilium; cilium. The transcript has 6 exons. Gene Ontology annotation, biological process: cilium organization. Lineage: Eukaryota; Metazoa; Chordata; Aves; Charadriiformes; Scolopacidae.